Messenger RNA from Aspergillus heteromorphus CBS 117.55, 302 nucleotides. RefSeq lists its product as uncharacterized. The record is from RefSeq and is a predicted model, not a curated record. The transcript has a single exon. The annotation marks the transcript as partial. NCBI's taxonomy places the organism in Eukaryota, Fungi, Ascomycota, Eurotiomycetes, Eurotiales, Aspergillaceae.
GGGCUGGGAUGGCGGGCGCCCCCGUUCCUGAAGCGAGGCCCUACUGAAAAGGGCCUAGGCGCUACCAGUCACAGAAAGACAGCCUACCUGACAUGGAAGAAAUGCGAUCAGGCUUCUGCCAGCUGUGAGCUGACUUCUGCCUUCCACAUAGUACCACCGGCUACCUUUGGCCCAUUGACACGCGUGCAAACGUUCCGUGGGCAGAAAGUGAAUCUGGGGGGGGUGGUUUACUAUGGGGUGGUCCGUGCGUCAUGCCGUUUUCCCAUACAAAGUGGGCCACCCAGGUUCGCCCCCUACCCGGG